UCUUUCAAUCACCAGAUUGAUUACACAGGAGCAAGCAUGAACACAGCCCGGAGUUUCGGACCCGCACUGGUCAUGGGGACUUGGGACAACCAAUGGGUAAGCUACGAAGGUUUGCUGUUGGGUGUUCAGUUCAAUGAAUAAUUAUAAAUUUUGUCAUUCUCACAUUUGGUACUUUCGUUAAUUUUUCCCGUUCUCCACAUUCCCACAGCUGUAAUGUCCCGAUAAGAUGGUGUUAAAUUGUGUUUACACAUCCGAAAUGUUAUCCUACCUUUUAUUGACGUUUUUCUUCUGGCUUCGGUGAUUGAUGGUUUUUUAAUUCAGUGUCGACUUCCUCCUCAUGAUUCUCACUAGUGUUAUUUAUUUCUUAAGGCUUAGUUUCUAAUGGGUAUUUCCGAACUUCUAUCAGCUGAUGGUCUUAUUUAAUAACCUUUUAAACAUACAUAAUUAUCUCUGUAUGGUCACUGCAUCAACCAAAGACGACUGAUCGCAAACAUAAUUAUAACAUAUAACUGUUAGAACCAUUUGAUAAUAUAUGCUGGGUACUACCUGAAAUCUGCAAAUAAGUUAGCGGUAUUAUUGCCCACAUUUGUUAUACUUGUGAAAUACGUUGUCUGGCUGUCUGUCGGUCUGUCUGUCAGUCUGUCUGGCUGUCAGCCUGUUCAGUUCAACGCAUUUGCUUCUUUAAGGUCCUAUGAAGCUGAUUCCCCCGCAUUUUUAAAAAAGCUGCACAUUUUAUAAAGGCAGAACACAAUAAAACUGUUUUAUAUAUAGUUGCUAAGCGAUAGAUGUGAACGCCAUGGUUUUGAUGCUACGCCAUACCAUGAAAAAUACUUCACGACAAUUUGCACUUGAAACUUGCUUGAUCUGGUCGAUUAAACUUAUGGGCAACUCUCACGCCAACCUUAACACUGUGUUUGUUAAACAGGUUUACUGGGUUGGUCCAAUGGUGGGCGGUGUGGUUGCAGGGGUUCUGUACGAGCACCUGUUUGCAAUGAACGCCAGUCUAACGAAGGCCAAGGCUUGCCUGCUGUCCAGUGACUAUGACGACAACAAACACAAUGCCAACAAAAUCAAGGUG
Messenger RNA from Lymnaea stagnalis (great pond snail), 1078 nucleotides. The record is from the annotation of a GenBank genome assembly. Lineage: Eukaryota; Metazoa; Mollusca; Gastropoda; Lymnaeidae.